AUGACUGAUUUGGGUCCUAUGAGCUACUUUUUAGGGAUUGCGGUGACCCGUACUCCUUCUUGUUUGCUAUUUUCACAGGAAAAGUAUGCAGAGGAGAUUUUAGAGCGUGCGGAUGCAGGACCACCUUUUCGGGAUCCUACUUUGUAUUGCAGUUUAGCAGGUGCUCUUCAGUAUCUCACCUUCACUAGGCCAGAUAUUGCCUAUGCGGUACAACAGGUGUGUCUUUUUAUGCAUGAUCCCCGGGAAUCUCAUUAUGAUGCAUUGAAACGCAUUCUGCAUUAUGUUCAGGGUACCAUUGAUCAUGGCUUACAUUUAUAUCCAUCUGCUUCUCAUCGUUUGAUUACUUACACUGACGCUGACUGGGGAGGUUGUCCCGAUACCCGUCGUUCCUCAUCGGAUUAUUGCUGCUUUCUUGGGGACAACCUCAUUUCUUGGUCAUCUAAGCGUCAACAUACAUUAUCUAAAUCGAGUGCAGAAGCAGAAUAUCGAGGCGUCGCUAAUGUUGUCUUUGAGGCAUGUUGGUACCGUAAUCUCUUACUUGAGUUACAUUGCCCUCUUCGACUGGCUACUAUUGUCUAUUGUAAUGAUGUUAGUGCUACCUAUCUUUCUGGAAACCCGGUACAACACCAACGCACCAAACAUGUGGAGAUGGAUAUUCAUUUUGUUCGAGAAAAGGUUGCUUUGGGAGAAGUUCGGGUUCUACAUGUUCCUUCUAGAUAUCAGUUUGCGGACAUUUUCACGAAAGGCUUACCACGGGAGUUAUUUUUGGAUUUUAGAUCCACUCUUAGUGUACGACCUCCUCCCGCUAUGACUGCGGGGGUAUGA
Molecule: messenger RNA, 825 nt
Organism: Chenopodium quinoa (quinoa)
Lineage: Eukaryota; Viridiplantae; Streptophyta; Magnoliopsida; Caryophyllales; Amaranthaceae
Exons: 2
Coding region: 1-825 (274 amino acids)
Source: RefSeq, a predicted model, not a curated record